Molecule: messenger RNA, 1179 nt
Organism: Musa acuminata subsp. malaccensis (wild Malaysian banana)
Lineage: Eukaryota; Viridiplantae; Streptophyta; Magnoliopsida; Zingiberales; Musaceae
Source: RefSeq, a predicted model, not a curated record
CCCACUCCAAAGCUCGAACCCUCCUUCCUCUCCUGCUCCGCCAUUGUCACCGCCUCGCCAACGCUUCCUCUGCAACCCUUGGGGAGAAUGGGAUCCAUCAAGGACGUGCUGCAGCUGACCCCCGAGGAGGACGAGGAAGCACGCAUGUACGCCAUGAAGCUGGUGAUGGCGUCCUGUCUCCCCAUAACUCUCAAGGCGGCCAUCGAGCUCGAUCUCCUCGAGAUCAUAGUGCGGGCCGGUCCCGGCGCCAAGCUGAGCCCCGCCGACAUCGCCGCCCAGCUGCCCACCGACAACCCGCAGGCCGCCGAUAUGACGGACCGGAUCCUCCGCCUGCUCGCCGCCCACGACAUCGUGCGCUGCAGCGUCGAGACCAGCCCUGAUGGCCGGCUUCUGAGGAAGUACGGCGCAGCGCCGGUCUGCAAGCACUUGACGAAGAAUGAGGACGGUGUAUCCAUGGCUCCCAUGUGUGUGUAUGCCGUGGAUAAGGUCCUCAUGGACGCGUGGUACCACAUGAAGGAUGCGGUGUUGGAUGGCAGCAUCGCCUUCCACAAGGCCCACGGGAUGGCGGCGUUCGAUUACCUCGGCAUCGACCCACGGUUUAACAGGGCGUUCAACGAGUGCAUGAGGAGCCACUCCACCAUCCUCAACAAGAAGCUGCUCGAGAUCUACCGCGGCUUCGACGACAUCAAUGUGCUCGUCGACGUCGGCGGCGGCACAGGCGCCGUCCUUCACAUGAUCACCUCCGUGCACCCCCACGUCAAGGGCAUCAACUUCGACCUUCCUCACGUCAUCUCCGAGGCGCCACCCUAUCCAGGAGUGGAGCAUGUAAGUGGAGACAUGUUUGCUGGUGUUCCACUAGGCGACGCCAUUAUUCUUAAGUGGAUUCUCCACGACUGGUCUGACGAGGACUGCACCAAAAUAUUACAGAGCUGUUGGAAGGCUCUGCCAGAGAAAGGGAAGUUGAUACUGGUGGAAUACGUGCUUCCAAUGCUUCCCGAGCCAAAUCUGACCUCGCAGAGUGUUUUCCCCAUGGACGUGGGGAUGAUGAUCAACUUCGGAGGGAGAGAGAGGACUCAGAAAGAGCUUGAGGAGCUAGCAAAGGCGGCAGGGUUUGCAGGAUGCAAAGUCACUUAUAUAGCCAUCUAUAACGAUAGGCUCAUGGAGUUCAACAAAGGAUGA